Euleptes europaea (tarantolino) is the source of this 1811-nucleotide messenger RNA. RefSeq names its product mannosidase alpha class 1C member 1 (gene MAN1C1). Gene Ontology annotation, biological process: N-glycan processing; carbohydrate metabolic process. The coding region runs from base 1 to 1776 and encodes 591 amino acids. Gene Ontology annotation, molecular function: calcium ion binding; mannosyl-oligosaccharide 1,2-alpha-mannosidase activity. Lineage: Eukaryota; Metazoa; Chordata; Lepidosauria; Squamata; Sphaerodactylidae. Gene Ontology annotation, cellular component: Golgi membrane; extracellular exosome; endoplasmic reticulum. The transcript has 12 exons. The record is from RefSeq and is a predicted model, not a curated record.
AUGCUGCUGCUGCGCAAGCUGCCGGGCGGGCCGCCGUCGUGGUCGGUGGGGCUGCGGCUGCCGCACAAGUUCGCGGUGCUGCUCUUCCUCUCGGGCCUGCUCACCCUCUGCUUCGCCGCCCUCUUCCUCCUGCCGGACUCGUCCCGCUUCAGGCGCCUCUUCCUGCCCCGCCGCGGCGCCGAGCCCGAGCCCGCCCGCGCCUCGCCCCUCCCGCCCCACCCCCGCCGCCAGCAGGCCCCCAGCCCGCCCCCCGAGGACCCCCGCCGCCCCACCGCCGCCCCCCUCCCGCACACCCGCGCCCCCAGCCGCUUCGACCACCCGGCCUUCGUGCAGAGGCUCCGGCACCCCGUGCUGGGCAGGAGGAGGGGCGCCGCCCACGAGACCCCCGAGCUCCGCGACAGGAGGCUGAAGGUCAAGGAGAUGAUGAAGUUUGCUUGGGAUAACUACAAGCGAUAUGCAAUGGGGAAAAACGAACUGCGGCCCCUCACUAGGAAUGGACACAUCGGUAAUAUGUUUGGAGGUCUCCGAGGAGCUACCGUGGUGGAUGCUUUAGAUACUCUGUAUGUGAUGGAGCUGCAAGAAGAAUUCCAAGAAGCCAAAGACUGGGUGGAGAAGAGCUUUGACUUGAAUGUGAAUGGCGAAGCUUCCUUGUUCGAAGUGAACAUCCGCUACAUCGGAGGGUUGCUGGCUGCGUUCUACUUAACCGGCGAAGAGGUCUUCAAGAAUAAAGCUCUAGAACUGGGAGAGAAGCUUUUGCCAGCUUUUAACACGCCAACGGGUAUCCCGCGGGGAGUCAUAAACCUGGGCAGUGGCCUGAGCUGGAGCUGGGGAUGGGCGUCCGCGGGCAGCAGCAUUUUGGCAGAAUUCGGCAGCCUGCACCUGGAAUUCCUGCACCUCUCAGAGUUAUCAGGGAAUGCGGUAUAUGCUGAAAAGGUGAUGAACAUCCGCAAAGUUCUAAACAGGGUCGAGAAACCGCAGGGGCUAUAUCCCAACUUCCUCAGCCCGGUAACCGGGAACUGGGUGCAGCACCACGUUUCCAUUGGUGGCCUCGGAGACAGUUUUUAUGAAUACCUGAUCAAAUCUUGGCUGAUGUCAGACAAGAAGGACGCUGAAGCGAAAAGCAUGUAUGACCAUGCGCUAGAGGCCAUAGAAAAAAACCUGGUGAAGAAGUCCGCCGGUGGACUGACCUAUAUUGCCGAGUGGCGAGGAGGCGUCUUGGACCACAAGAUGGGCCACUUGGCUUGCUUCUCAGGUGGCAUGAUCGCCCUUGGAGGGCAGCACGCAGUGGAAGAGCAGAAGCAGCACUAUAUGGACCUGGCUGCCGAAAUCACACGCACCUGUCACGAGUCUUACGUGCGUUCAGAUUCCAAGCUGGGCCCAGAAGCAUUUCGCUUUGAUUUUGGCACCGAAGCCGUGGCCACCCGGCUCAGUGAUCGCUACUACAUCCUGCGCCCCGAAGUGGUCGAAAGUUACCUAUACAUGUGGAGAUUGACGCACGAUCCCAAGUACAGGCAGUGGGGAUGGGAAGUUGUCGAGGCACUUGAGAAAUAUUGCCGAGUAGAAGCUGGUUUCUCCGGGAUCCGGGACGUUUAUACCACCAACCCGAGUCAUGACAACAUGCAACAGAGUUUUUUCCUGGCAGAGACGUUAAAGUAUCUGUAUCUUCUGUUCUGUGAAGAUGACGUGCUGUCUCUCGAGGACUGGAUAUUUAACACGGAAGCCCACCCGCUGCCCGUGAACCACACAGACUUUGCCCUGAAGACGAGCGUGCAAUAGAGGCGGCCAGCUUCCCCAGCGGGGCGCACCGGGUC